CAAUGUCUGCAACUAUCAGCCCCGACGACGCCUCAGGCUCAGGUACUCUCUCCAUGACGAGAGCUCGAACGGGUUCAUCUUCAUCCUCCCCAAUUACCAUGUGUCUACGCUUAUCUGCUUUCUUUUCGCGCUGUGGAAAUUCCCCUGUAACCGCAAAUCUCUAGUUUCUCCAAUCUAGUUCAAGUUUAUGGGAGGUCGAUUGGCUCCUCUGGUUUGAGAUUUGAUGAAGGGCACGCCGUGACUUAGAGCUUUAUAAAGUGAGAGAUAAGAAGGGGACAGCGAUGGAGGCAGCCAAAGGAGGAGAUUUUCCUGCAAGCUCGGGACCUGAGCUGCCAGAGACUGAUAUGAAAGCUAGGGUUGCUGCUGUGUGGGAGAAAAUGAACAAAGGGACCUCUGAGCAGACACUCAGAUUCGUUUGCAAAAAGCCCAGUUCAACCGUGAAUAACACUAAACGCAAGACAUCCACCAAUUGGAUGAAUUAUCUAGGCUUGGCUCCUAAGAAGGAAGAAUCAUUGUCACAAGAGAAACCCCAGGAAAGGCCGAAUCUAGUCCAGAAUGGAAGUAGCGAUGAGUCUAAGAGGCUUGCAUCCGCUGCUCUCUCAGCAGUGAAGGAGGCAGCUGCAGCUGCUGCUUCAGGGAGGGGUAAAGUUGAGAUCACUGAAAUUCGGGACUUUGCUGGUCAAGAAAUAGAAGUAAAGAAGCUCGUGGAUUCUGAUUCAAAAGAGGCAUCUGACAAGGCCAGGGCUGCUGCACCUUCUGCUGUUGAUGCUGUUCUUGAACAAAUAAAGAAGAAACCGAAGCUGAGCGUGCUUGAUAAAACGAAGAAGGACUGGGGAGAGUUUAAAGAAGAAAACCAGGGGAUGGAAGAUGAGCUUGACGCCUACAAGAAAAGCUCAAAUCAGUAUCUGGACAGAGUUUCCUUCUUGCAACGAGCAGACUACCGUGAGUUUGAGAGGGAAAGAGAUGUACGCCUCGCCAUCCAUGCCAGGAGGAAGCCAGAUAUGCGGGAUGAGCCAUGAAGAUGGAACAGUGUUGACCAUACAUGCUGGCACAUCUUCUGGAGCCGUGUGGCCACUGCUCCAGAAGUGUGAAAUUCGCUAAAAGGGGACAUGAAGACCAGCCAUAAGCAAAGUAGUUAUCAGGACAGGUUUUGAAGAGCAGUUUCUCCUCCUGAAGAAACUGGUUUCUUGUGGGAGUGUUUUUUGGUCAAUUCCCUGUUUCACCUUUCCUCUUUUCAUCUGUGGGCAAAUGAAUUAGGGAAGAGCCCGUUUUCUGGUUAACUGGGGAAUAUCUGCUUUGUGGUGUUGAAUUUAACAGAUGAAACUCCAAUGUCACCUUUUAGAUGUAUUUUUCAUGAUGUUAGAAGGGUAGGACGCAUAGCCAA
Messenger RNA from Rhodamnia argentea, 1384 nucleotides. Its product is annotated as craniofacial development protein 1. Lineage: Eukaryota; Viridiplantae; Streptophyta; Magnoliopsida; Myrtales; Myrtaceae. The transcript has 5 exons. The coding region runs from base 282 to 1019 and encodes 245 amino acids. The record is from RefSeq and is a predicted model, not a curated record.